This is a messenger RNA of Condylura cristata (star-nosed mole), 1326 nucleotides long. RefSeq names its product leucine zipper protein 4 (gene LUZP4). The record is from RefSeq and is a predicted model, not a curated record. Lineage: Eukaryota; Metazoa; Chordata; Mammalia; Eulipotyphla; Talpidae.
AUGGCGCGAGUCUGCGCCGAGUUGGGGAACGUUGGUAGUCUGCAGCAAAACUGGGCUAAGAAGGCUUUUGCUGGCUUGCGGGUGGCAUUUAUUCACUCCAGACCACCUUUCCCGCCCCGAUCCCGGGGAGCGCCCGCUGAUCUUUACCUCAGACCUGCACACGUAGCCGCAGGAUCCGGGCGGGACGUGGAGCCGGAGCUGGAGCGGGAGCCGGAGCCGGAGUGGAGCCUUAGCCCUUCACUGAGAUCCUUAACACCCACCAAAUGCAGAGAAAAUGACAUUAUACUCCUGAAAAAUUUAAACCACCAAAGCCCUGAGGAAGCAAAUAAGAGAGAGGACUCACCUUCAAGAGGGCGAUCACAUGCUCCUAGAUAUCACCCCCAGAGAGGACACUCAAAAACUGGAAACAACACUGAGGGUAAAAAUCAUGAUAAGAAACCAGACCAAAGAUCUUCUGGAUUAAAGCCUCGACAAAGCCCUUUAAACAGACAUCCUGUAAAUAAACAGAAAAAGUGCAAUGGUGGUUACAAGGCCCAAGAAGAGAAAAAUCGAGAUCAAUCAAAAUGGAACCAGUAUCCAUCGGGAGAACCGCGAGGUCAAUAUGAAGAAAAUCAAUACCAUUCAGAGAGAUCUAGAGGCUACUUAAAGAGAUCUCAUGGCCAAUCAGAGAGAUCUUAUAGCUACACAGAAAGAUCUCAUGGCCAACCAGAGCGAUUUUAUGGCCACUCAGGUAGAGAUCAUGGCCACAGGGAGAGAUAUUAUGGCCAAUCAGAGAGAUCUUAUGGCUAUUCUGAGGAUAUUAUGGUUACUCAGAGAGAUCUUAUGACUAUUCAAACAGAUCUCCUAUGCUAUCAGAGCAAUAUUAUGACCCACCAGAGAGGUCUCAUUUCCUCUCAGAGAGAUCUCAUGGUGGGCCAGAAAGGUAUUGUGACCAAUCAGGGAGAUAUCGACGACACUCACCAGACUUAUGCAAUGAAAAGACGAGAGGAAUACUUCCAGAAACAGAAGCAACAAAGAAAUAGUCAAAUGAAUUUGCACCGAAGAAUAAUACUAGAAAAUGAUAACAGCGUCAAUGAAAAUGAUCAGGGAUAUCAAAGAUCUAAGAGACGGAUUACAACUUUGUUCCUAAAUAAUGAAUAUAAUGCAACCAAGAGUACUGUACGCAAGCCCAGAGGAAUUUGCCUGAAAUUCAACUUUCAAGCAAUGGGUAAUCAGUAUCCGAGGUGGUCUCCAAAUAAAUCACUGAGAAGGCCAGGAUCAGAUGCUGCAGGCAUUCCUCUCCAGAGUUGUGGAGCUGACUACCAGGACUGGUGGUUAUGCCCCUAG